AUGCUCAAGCUCACCCUAGCUCUAAAUCUCAUCCUCGCCACUGCGUACCUCUUCCCGCACGUCUCAGCAGCCUCGCGUAUUCGGCCGUCUGCUGGGUCGGUGAUCGUUCGGGCGGGUACAACAACUUCAGGAGAGUUCCAGACCGUCUCUGGCGCUGUGAAAUCUCUCCCGAAUGAUAAUUCCCCGACAACUAUCUUCAUAUAUCCUGGAACGUACGCGGAGCAAGUUGUUAUAACCCGACCUGGUCCGCUCACGAUCUUCGGCUACACAAAAAACACAAAAUCCUACAAAUCCAACACCGUAACCAUCCAAUACGGCUUAUCCGCCAAUACAUCAGGAUCAGACGACGCAAGCGCAACACUUCGCAUCACCAAAGCCAAUUUCACAAUGUACAACGUCAUCGUAUCAAACACGUUCGGGCGGGGCUCUCAGGCACUCGCGCUAAGCCAAUCUGGAGAUCGCGCUGGAUUUUAUGCGUGUUCCUUUUUUGGGUUUCAAGAUACGCUGCGCGCGGAGAGGGGACGGCAGGUUUAUUUGGGUGGGUAUAUUGAGGGAGCGGUGGAUUUUAUCUUUGGGAGGCAAGGAAAAGCAUAUUUUGAAAAUAAUAUGAUUGCGGUGUCGUCUGCUGGGUUCAUCACUGCAAGCGGUCGAAGUUCCGAUGACGAUACGAGCUUCGUCUUUAACAAAAACAACAUUUCCCUGACGUCCACAGCCGAUUCGGGAACGGCAGGGAAUGUGUUUCUUGGUAGACCAUGGAGAAACUACGCAAAAGUCAUCUUCAAAAACACAAUCAUCACCUCCCCACUCAACCCCUCCGUAUGGUCAAUCUGGGCCCCGAACCAGCCAAACACAGAUAACAUCUUCUUCGCAGACUUUAACAGCACGGGAAGCGGCAUUCAGGGCGCUCAACGGGCUUUGUUUUCUACGCUUCUGAGCGCAGGGCAAGCUGGGGCUUAUUCGAUAUCGAGCGCUGUUGGCAGUGAUUAUGCGACGUGGGUUGAUACUUCGUACCUUAGUUAA
Messenger RNA from Laccaria bicolor S238N-H82, 1020 nucleotides. RefSeq names its product carbohydrate esterase family 8 protein. Gene Ontology annotation, molecular function: pectinesterase activity. The coding region runs from base 1 to 1020 and encodes 339 amino acids. Gene Ontology annotation, biological process: cell wall modification. Lineage: Eukaryota; Fungi; Basidiomycota; Agaricomycetes; Agaricales; Hydnangiaceae. The record is from RefSeq and is a predicted model, not a curated record. The transcript is spliced from 6 exons.